ACAUAUGUAUACAUUUAUUGUAUGUCACACAGUUGCCUCUAGGGGGAAAUCACUGCACACAUUUGAAGGGUGGACACUUCAAGCUUGUUAAUAGUUAAAUGCAACAGUCUGACUAUAACUUUAAUUCAUCAUAAAGCCUAUCCUAAAGGCACUGUAUUGAAAUUCUGUAAUUUUUAAAUGAUUAGGACUACCAUGAGUUUAGUUAAAUGAAUAUUUUCACCCUUCCUGUCCCACUCUCUGCCUUCAAAGGCUUACUGGGUGCGUGAAAAUCCCUCCAUGAAAGCAAGGCUGAAGCUUCACUUCAGGAUUACAGCUUGAGGAAGAUUUAGUGACUGACACGUGUUGCACAGUCUUUCUCUGUGAGUCUUCUCUCAGUGCAAAAAAACAAAAAAAAUAGAAGAACCUAUGGCUGCUACACCGGAUCACUGGACACAAGAUGACGAGGAAUGAGCCUUCGGGAUGGGAAUAUUGUUCCCUGAUCACAUAUGGGAAGACUUGAAAGAAGAGAGGAUAUGCUGACACUUGAAAAUCUGCAUGAGAGAAGCUGUACUGUAAACAAACUUUGCUGAAGAGCCCAGCAGAUUGAGGGGAAGUUGGGUUUAUGUGGUUUGAAUGGGACAAGAGUACUGGACUCAAAUGUACAGUUCAGGGAUGAACAGCACCUCAUCGAUGGCUCCUCAGUCUCCAGGGCUGAGAAGCAGCUCACCACAGUCCUCAAUGUCACCCAAGAAGACCACCUUUCAGUCUUUAGGAUCUCUGUCAGCAGGAAUGUUCUCCCCCCCACUUGCAAAGAGCUCCUUUCAUCAGACGAAACAGGCCUCGAGUCCCUCGAAUUCACCCUCCCCGUCCAUUAUGAGCUCUCCAAAACUCUGGCAUAAGGCAUCCAUCUCCAGACUUGCAGAGGAGUUUUUCUGGAUUGGUGGCAGUGUGGUUGCACAGCCAAAAUGGAGACUGGGUCAGAUAGUGGAGAGGUGUAUGUGCACCAUGCAGGCUGGCACUCAGAUGGCCAAACUGAAGGGGAAGAAGAAAGGACUGAUCCGAUUCUUUUACCUGGACGAACACAAGUCCUGCAUCCGAUGGCGACCAUCCAGGAAAAAUGACAAGGCCAAAAUAACUAUUGAUUCCAUCCAUGAAAUCAUCGAGGGGAAAAAGUCAGAGAUCUUCAGGCGUUACGCAGACAACCGCUUUGACCCAAACUGCUGCUUCAGUAUUUACUAUGGGGAGCGUGUGAAGUCCCUGGAUCUGGUAUCCACCAACGCAGACGAGGCCCGCACCUGGGUCACUGGGCUGAAAUACCUCAUGGCUGGUAUCAGUGAUGAGGACAGUUUGGCCCGGAGGCAACGCACCCGUGAUCAAUGGUUACAGCAGACGUUCUCUGAGGCUGACAAAAAUGGAGAUGGCACCUUGAGCAUUGGAGAGGUUCACCAGCUGCUGCACAAACUCAACGUGAAUUUACCCAAGCAGAAAGUCAGGCAGAUGUUUCAAGAUGCAGACACAGACGAGAACCAGGGUUCGCUAGGCUUUGAAGAAUUCUGUUCGUUCUACAAGAUGAUUUCAACGCGCAGAGACCUCUACCUGAUAAUGAUCUCCUACAGCAAUCAGAAAGAAGUUAUGGAUCUUCACGACCUCACGCGCUUUCUGGAAAAUGAACAGAAGAUUCGAGGUCUGGCCAGAGAGCAUCUAGCUGAGAUAGUGGCCAAGUUUGAGCCAUGUCCUGAGAACCUGCAGCAUAUGGUCCUGGGAAUUGAUGGUUUUACCAACUUCAUGAGGAGUCCUGCAGGUGACAUCUUCAACCCCGAGCACAAUCAGGUGAACCAGGACAUGACUCAGCCUCUGAAUAACUACUUCAUUGCCACCUCACAUAACACCUACCUGACAGGAGACCAGCUGCUCUCUCAGUCCAGAGUGGAAAUGUACGCCUAUGUUCUCCAGGCAGGCUGCCGCUGUGUGGAGGUCGACUGCUGGGAUGGGCCUGACGGGGAGCCCAUCAUUCAUCACGGCUACACCUUGACAUCCAAAAUUCUCUUUAAAGACGUUGUUGAAACAAUUAACAAAUAUGCCUUCACAAAAUCAGAGUACCCAGUGAUCUUGUCCAUAGAGAACCACUGCACUGUGCCUCAGCAGAAGAAGAUGGCUGAGUAUCUGAAAGAGGUGCUGCAGGACAAACUGGAUCUGUCCAGUGUCAACGUACAUGAAUGCAGGAAGCUGCCCUCCCCCGAGAUCCUGAAAGGGAAAGUUUUAGUCAAGGGAAAAAAGCUGCCAGCAAACAUUGAUCCUGAUGCAGAGGAAGGUGACGUGUCUGAUGAAGACACUGGUGAUGAAGAUGAGGAGGAAGACGACGACGAUGAUGAUGAUAUUGCACAGGCAAAUGAAACGAUGGAUGGACGUAGUGUUACCUUUGCCAACCCAGUCAAAAAGAAGAGGCGAUUUGGCAGAUCGAUCAUAAGGAGCUUCAAGCGAAAGAGGAAAAAGAGAACCAGAGUGAAAAAUAAGGCGAUGUCUGAUGGCGAGUCGGACCACAGCAGCAGCAAGGAGAGGACACAAAUUGUUUACCAUCCCAAGAAGAGGAAAACAAUGAGGCUGUCCCGAGCUCUGUCUGACCUGGUCAAGUACACAAAAUCUGUACGAGUGCACGACAUAGAAACACAAGCAUUUGCAAACAGUUGGCAGGUGUCGUCCCUCAAUGAGACUGUUAUGAACCAGAUCCUACAGCUGAAGCCAGGUCAGUUGGUCCGUUUCAACCAACGCCAACUUCUAAGAGUUUACCCGUCCAACUACAGAGUGGACUCGAGCAACUUUAACCCACAGCCAUACUGGAAUGCAGGAUGCCAUAUGGUUGCAAUGAAUUAUCAGACAGAGGGUCGGAUGCUUGAACUGAACCAAGCCAAGUUCUCAACCAAUGGAAACUGUGGAUAUAUUCUGAAGCCUAAGUGCAUGAAUAAAGCUGCCUUUAACCCCAUGUUGGAGGACCCCUUAUCAGGACAGAGAAAGACUCAGUUAGUACUGAAGAUCAUCAGUGGACAGCAGCUUCCCAAACCCAAAGACUCUAUGUUUGGGGACAGAGGAGAGAUUAUUGAUCCCUUUGUUGAGGUUGAGAUAAUCGGUCUGCCUGUUGAUUGUACCAAGCAGCAGACCAGGGUGGUUGAUGAUAAUGGUUUCAACCCAAUGUGGGAGGAGACACUCGUCUUUAACAUUAAAAUGCCGCAGAUCGCCCUGGUUCGUUUCCAAGUGUGGGAUCAUGAUCCUAUUGGACGAGAUUUCAUUGGACAGAGGACUGUUGCUUUCACCAGUAUGAUGCCAGGUUAUCGGCAUGUGUAUCUAGAGGGGAUGGCAGAGUCAUCCAUCUUUGUUCAUGUUGCUAUCAUUGAUGCAACAUGUAAGGUAAGCUGCUCUAAACAAACUCAAUCUAAUUUCAGCUUCAACUCCAUCUUAAUCUUUGGUCCUUUGUAAAACAGAGCAAACCCUCAAAUCGGGUGCAAGCGGCCAGAAAACACAUCCAAAAAGCAGCCCAGAAGCAUAUGAUGGGUCAUCAGAAGCAGCCCUCUCUAGACUUCUCUGUCUUGUCUUCAGAAGACGGACGUGCUCCCCACUUCCGCAAGGAUCUGGAUGCCAUCUCUCAGGACAGCAGGAAUUGGGAAAUGUCUCCUCUGGUACAAGGGCCCGCAGCCAAAGCUGCCAUUCACAAAGGGGCAAUGAGUGAGCCAGUGAAGCGAGCGCACAAAGUUAAAAUUCAUGAUCCACCAGAGACAAGGAGAGGGAUCUUCAGCCGGAUGUCCUCCACUGACUCGCACCACAUGGGGCCUGCUCCUUAUGUGAAAGCAGAGAGCUUUGACCUUGAGACCCCUCCCCAGAAUCCCUUUGGUUCUGACAGACAAAAUUCAAUACAAGAAGAGUUGGAGAAUGAACCUGAUGAUUUAACAGGAUCAAACCGUGCUGAGCAGGAAAUAGUUCAGACAUUUGAUCCAGAGCAGCCUGAACAAUCUGAGGAAUUACCAAAAGAAUCACAGCCAAGCAAAGACAUUACCACUGAACCUGAGCAACCACUAGAAACUCAGACUGAUUCACUCCCUCAGCCUCAGCCCAUGCCACAUCCUCUGCCACAGCCUGAAGCCAAAUCCUCUCCACUUAUCCCUCCAUCGUCCCCUGCCAGGGUGAGAAGGACGCUCGAGGCUCCAGCCACCCCUCGACUGUCCACACCAAUAUGGAUAAAGGCCCGCUCACACAGUUGCCCUCGAAAACACACUACCUCUCCUCAGACAUCGAUGGUGAAGAAACAGCAAGCACAAAACUACAGCAGCUGCAGCAGCCAGGUGAAGCCCAUACCCAACGGCCUCUGCCUAUCUGACAGCACGUCCAGCAGCAGUGACGGCAGCCUGGAGUUUGUGCCCUCCUGUGUGACAACUGGGGCAGAGCAACGUGAGGGCACACUGCAGAGGGAGAUGAAGGCUCUUUUUGAUCAGAGGAUGAGAGAGAUACGCUGCAAAUCGCCACUUUUUCUAAAUGAUUAGACCACAAUUUAUAUUUGUGACUCCAAAGACAACAAUGUCACUCAGACAACGAAGAAAAAGAGUAGCAACAUGGCCACAAAAAGGAGGUGUGGGAAGACGAUGAGGAGG
Molecule: messenger RNA, 4616 nt
Organism: Larimichthys crocea (large yellow croaker)
Lineage: Eukaryota; Metazoa; Chordata; Actinopteri; Sciaenidae
Gene: plch2b
Product: phospholipase C, eta 2b
Exons: 20
Coding region: 613-3450 (945 amino acids)
Biological process (GO): phosphatidylinositol-mediated signaling; phosphatidylinositol metabolic process; release of sequestered calcium ion into cytosol
Molecular function (GO): calcium ion binding; phosphatidylinositol-4,5-bisphosphate phospholipase C activity
Source: RefSeq, a predicted model, not a curated record